AUGACGCCGCCCAUGACGACGCACGCCAGCGUGGUGCUCAAUGCUUCGCUCACCUACCCGGCCAUCACGAAGUACAAUAUGGUGGACGUGACGAAGACAUCGCAUUGGGAGCACUUCCCUUACGACGAGGUGACCUUGCAGGAAUUCUGGGACGAGGCUACCUUCAACACCAGCGAAGUGCUCAUCUCCACUGCUCUGCACGAGCUGCCAGACAUCGUCAAAAUGUUUAAAAUGAAGUGUUAA
This is a messenger RNA of Gryllus bimaculatus (two-spotted cricket), 243 nucleotides long. The record is from the annotation of a GenBank genome assembly. NCBI's taxonomy places the organism in Eukaryota, Metazoa, Arthropoda, Insecta, Orthoptera, Gryllidae.